GACGGGGCACGACGCUCCGCAGCACUCCGCUCACAGCUCUCCAACUUCUAUCUGGAGGAAUUUCGGUAUUUCCACCCCCCUUCUCGCAGCAACAGACCACGAUGUACCGCUCAACCAAAGGAGCUUCCAAGGCUCGACGGGACCAGAUCAACGCCGAGAUCCGGAACCUGAAGGACUUGUUGCCCAUAUCCGAAGCGGACAAAGCGCGGCUGUCAUACCUGCACAUCAUGUCACUCGCCUGCAUGUACACCAGGAAGUCCGUCUUCUUCACUCAAGGGAUGGGAGCUGAUGCCAGUCCCGAGGAAACCGCGAGGUUCCUGUCUUUUCACGAGCUGUCGGAGUUGCUGCAGGCGCUGCCGGGCUUCCUGAUGCUGCUGACCGGGGAGGGGAAGCUCCUCUACCUGUCAGACAGCGUCUCCGAGCACCUCGGACACUCCAUGGUGGAUCUCGUGUCACAGGGCGACAGCGUUUAUGAUAUCAUCGACGCCUCAGACCACUUUGUCAUGAGGACUAAUCUGACAACCUCUACUUCCCUGGAGAUGGAUCGUCUCUUUCGCUGCCGUUUCAACACCUCGAAGUCCGUGCGGAGGCAGAGUGCCGGAAACAAACCGGUUCUGAUCCGCGCCCGCUGCCUCUCUCCCCCUUCCGCCCCCCCCACGACCGGAUCGUACUGGACCUCCAACCCCGUGUGGGUGUGCUUCUGCUCCCCUCUGGAGGCCCAGCAGACGCGCUCCGGUCAGGGCCUGGAGAGGGAGUCGGCCUCCACCGCCCCCCAGAUUGAGACCAACUUAUUCCUGGCUUGCUUCCACUCCCAACAUGGCCGCGACAUGAGGCUCCAGACAGCGCAGGACAGCGUGAGCGCCUAUCUCGGCUUUGAUGUGACAGCUUUACGCUCCCGUUCCUGGUACAGCCUCAUCCACCCACAGGAUCUGUCACAUGCCUCUGCUCAGCACCGUAGCCUUCUGAGAGAGGGGGGAGAGGGCAGAGUCGAGAUGGUGGUGCGCGUCCAGGCUCAGGACCAGUCGUGGGUUUGGCUCUACAUGGUUCUCCAACUGCAGCCUGGAGAGAUCCCCAUCAGCAGCAUCAACUACAUCAUCAGUGACUCUGAGGCCUGGUCAGUGCGUCAGCAGCUCAGCUCAGAGCAGACCCAGCUGACCCUGGUCCUAAGCUCUGGUGCCUCUCAGCAAGAGGGCCUCAAUCUCCAGUCCCCGGACACCCUGUCCAGCCCCGACCAGGUGUUCACGCCGGGCAGCAGCGGCCUGUCCGCCCAGUCCUUCGACUUCAGCACGGCCGGCUGCAGCGUGGGCUCCUCCGACGAGCCGGGCAGCUCUGCGGCCGAGCCCAUGCAGCUGGAGGGGGACCCCCGCUCCAGCAUCUCCUCUCUGGAGGAGGAGAGCUUCUUCCAGCAGCACCCGGCCGAGACCCCUUCGGCCGCCUCCUCCCCCACUCCGGUCACUGUCGAGACAGUAGCAGACCUAGACUUUCUGACCCAGAACAUUCUCCUGCCCCCCUCCUUUCAGCUUGACCCUCCCCUGCCAGCUCUCCCCCUGCCUCUCCCCCCUGUCCCCACCUCUCAAGCUCAGCAGACCAAAGAGUUUGUGUGCACUCCCCCCUACACCCCCCAGGUCGGCGGGGCCAGCUUUCCGUUCAGCGAGCCCCUGUUCAGCUUUGACCCGACAGGCACGACCACUCCCCCGCCCUCCGCUACCACCGCCACCACCACCACCUCCCUGGCCCCGUCGGCGUCCUCCACCGCCCCGCCGACCACGGCCUCCAGCCCGGUGCCGCCCACCACCCUGUCCACCAAGCUGCCCCUGGUGCUUCCCACCCCGUCCACCGACCUGCUCUUCCCCAUCGAGCCCUGCAGCGGCUCCCUGUACGAGAAACUGCCCCCGACCCCCGACAGCCCCGGAGACGGGGACUGCACGGUGAUGACCCUGCCCGAGGUCCGGGGUCCGCUGUACGUCGACGUGCCCCUGGGGGCCCUCCAGUGCCCCCCCGAAGGCCUCCUCACCCCUGAGGCGUCCCCCGGUAAACAGCCCUGCAUCUCGUUCUUCUCUCUAGAGAGAGAAAAGGAGAGGGCCGAGAUCUCCCUCUUAGCUCAACACAUCAGCUCCCUGGCUGAGGGAUUCUACCUGGACCCUCUCUUGUCCAAGCUUUCUCCUCCCCCGUUUUCCCCCUCCUCCUCCCCCCCGUCCCCCUUCUUGUCUGCGGCUGUAGAACCUGCCGAUUCAGUCCACAUACUUAGGGAGUUUUAUCCCAUCAAGGGGUGGAGAGGUCUGGAUGUCCCCUUCUUCCUCGACGAUGAUGAUUCUCUGUUUGAAGAGAGCAUCUUAGAAACCCUCCUGCAAGACGACUUUGCUCCCCCCCAGACACCCGGCCUCUGCUCCCCUUCCCUCUCCGACUCCCCCCCGCCCCAUCCCUCCAGCCCAGCCUCCCCUCAGACCCUCGCGUGCUGGCACCAACCCUCCCAGUUUGAGGGAGCGGGCCACGUCUGUAGCGUCCAAUCGGCGCAAAGUAACUCCAUGGCCGGGUGUGGGGCGACCGAGGCCGCCGAGGCCGGGGGAAAGGCGGAGGGGGAGGGACAAGCGGAGGAGGCAAUGGAGGUCGAGGUGGCGUCAUCUCCCGUGUCCUCCUGCUCCUCCGUCCCGGCUUCACCCCCCCUCAUCCUCACCGCCUCCCCGAGCCCCGCCACCUCCACGCCCAUGGCCUCGCCCACGCCCGCCGUGUCUUGCACUCAGUCCCUCCUGGAGGAACUGGCCGUCCUGGAACCCAUGUUUGGGGCAGGUGCCUCGAUCGCCCCUGGCUUAGGGCAACAACCUGAGUUGUAUCAACUCCAAUGUCAUCCAUCACCACAGUGCUUCCACAAAGAUGGGAGUGGAAGUGUUCCUCCGUUCUAAAAUAAGUCUGUGACUUACUUCAUUAAGUAUGGCAUAUUGUCAUAUUUUGUGGAGACCAUUUUACUGAAAAGUAAAGAAUAAUUAAGUGUAUAAAUAUACAUAAUGUAUAUACAACUUAAGGACUUUAACUCCUACAUGUCUCCUGAGAACAAAGAUUGGCUUUCUAUUUUUGUUCAGUCAUUUAUCUGUGUAAUACUGCAAAAAACUGGUGCAACAUUUUCACUAUGGUGCAACUUCAUGGACCCAUAACUGACUGGGUUCUGGGUCCAUGCAGUGUCUCUCUCAGCUUCUCUGUUACCUGAGCUUCAGGUGGGAUCGGACAGAGAAAAAUAUCUGAACUCGUAAGCGCUGUCCAACCUUCAGACGCGCGUAUGUAUUCACUCGUAGUGAAAUAUCUGUUGUGAACAAAAACAAUGAUACAUUUCUUGCUAUUUAAGUCGGGAGAUGAAUUACAGCACUUUUGUCUUACAUGCAGCAACGCAAACCCAAACCUCAAAUGUAUUGGGAGUCAAAUGUUUACAACAGUUUACAACCUUACAGGACAAUGAACAAUCAGUACAAAAAAACAAACAGACAAAGGAUUUCUUGUAUGAAAUCUUCUAUUUAGCCAACAGAGCCUGGAUAGCUCUGGUUUGAAAACAUUCCUCUCAACUUUCUAUUCUCCACCAAAACUCACAAAUGAUGUUUAACCAAACCUGAGAUACUUUGAGCUUUGAGUUUGCUGCUUCGAAACCUUUAACAUUUCAUAUUUAUCUCUCCAUCUGAACUCUUGUGUAUCAAUGUGAUGUGCAAAAAAGACAAAAACGAACAAAAAAAGGAACAGCAAAAAAAAGAAACGUGUGAGGAGAUCCUGGCACGAGAAAGUCUCCAGGAUGCUGACGGUGUCCCUCUCUCUGACGAGAUAAAAACACCGAACGAGAGAUUGUCUGGAAGUCUGCCGGGGCUCCGAUCACGCCACAAACCCACUGCUACGCUGUACUGUACAUUAAGACUCUGAAUGUAGGCUCAUCGGGUCCCCCCCCACCCCCAUUGGCCGGAGGGCAGUCGGCUGGAUAUUCUUGCAGCAUCAAUAUUUGCAAUGCUGGCAGCUUAUAGCGGCUCCUGUGUGCCCGGCGCGGCCCUGACCUGCUGAGCUCUGAACUCUUUAUCACGUCCAUUCAACAUGGACAGUUGCAUCGUUGCUCCCCUGGAGCGCGGUGUAGUGAGGCACAAUUGACUAUGUGAAUGAGCGAUUCUUCUUUUUUGAGAGGGGUUAGAAUACAAUGGUUUUGUUUUAAAAAAUGAAAAUGGGGACGGGGUGCUAUUUCUAUUCAGUUACCAAACGACACGGGUUGAGAAUGGUACAAUUCCCAUGGUGUCGACAUGCUCACGUAGAGUUGUCUACGGUCAAGUAAAGGAUUGAUUCCUACGUUCUAGCUAUUAAAGGCUAAGUUAAUAUACAUGUGUAAAAUUCUAUUAUUGUUUGUGUGAUAUUUGAUGCUAUUUCAUAUGCAUUAUGUCUGAGGAUGUAGGCAUAUGCUCUUUUCAGAAAGGUUGUACACAUUUGUACAUUUGUAUGAAAUUGUUAUUGGUCUGUACAUACAAGAAAGAGGUUUUUAUCAUCCAGAUGGAAUAUAUUCAAAACAUCUUACUUACUACAGAAUGGACAUUGUGGACCAGUGUUCUAUUGUGAUGCUUAUAAGUGUAUUUGGUUGUCAUACAAAUGCAUUUAUAAUAAAGUG
Molecule: messenger RNA, 4621 nt
Organism: Menidia menidia (Atlantic silverside)
Lineage: Eukaryota; Metazoa; Chordata; Actinopteri; Atheriniformes; Atherinopsidae
Source: the annotation of a GenBank genome assembly